Messenger RNA from Planococcus citri (citrus mealybug), 1974 nucleotides. RefSeq lists its product as uncharacterized. The transcript has 2 exons. Lineage: Eukaryota; Metazoa; Arthropoda; Insecta; Hemiptera; Pseudococcidae. Bases 207 to 1781 code for a protein of 524 amino acids. The record is from RefSeq and is a predicted model, not a curated record.
GGAUCCCCUAAGGUCUGUGCCCACCAGUUGUUCAUCUUGUAGUUCCAGUGUCUAUAAUUAGUUCCGAUUCUGUAUGGUUAAAUGCAUAUGUUGAUAUCGCUCUAAGAAAGUGUUACGUGUUUAACUGUUUAAUGUUUUCUUUUCGUUAGAGUUUCAAAGAAAUCAAGGUUAGAAUUUGUGUCAGCGCGGAAUCAAGAACCAUUGAAAUGACUGAAAUACUACCUGUCAUCUACGAUAUUGCUCAACCAACCCCCAUCUCGUUGAAAGAACUAUCUGCCAUCGCCGUCAGCCUGGAAAUCUGGUGCAAUAGAAUACGUGAGUAUCGCAUGAACGGCACCAUAGAAAAAUUUGAUCCACUCAGUUGGGUCAAUAUCCCGUCAAAAUUUGUGCUCCCAGAUUUGCCAUCGUCAAUUUAUGAUUUUAUCGAUGAAUAUUUGCCUAGAUUUGGGUUUUCAGCGUUUACAUGGCUUACUAAUCACAACAGAAGUGUAUUCCAAUUGCACCGCAACCAUAAAAAUUCAAUUUUGGAAGUGUUUGACGAUUUCAUCCUCGAUUACAAUGGCACUUUCAACUUUGCCAGAACAGCCGAACGUAUGAUGUAUUGUGAUGGACUUAGUGAGGCUGAGAAAUUCGCCAUAGCUUGUACGUAUUUUUUCGAAGACGAUAUCAGACGAAUUUGGCCAUCUGUAUGUGAGAGGUUUGACUUGAAUAGUAUCGACUUUGGUGAUUGCCCGCAAUUGUAUUAUUGGAUAUGCUGUCUCAGAAACGAAACGAAUAAGAUACCUAACCAAGGAAACAGCUCUGUUGACAAAGUUAUGCUUGACCAUCACAUGGUUGCGAAUAGACCAUCUCUCGAGUAUUUCUGGAAUCGGGUAUCUGAGGAAAAUCGAAUGCGAAAAGCCAUAGACACUUGCAAACGUGAUACGAAAUUGUUAGUUACAUUCGUGCUAUCAAAACUGAACAGUCAACAGCUCGAUGAAUUUGCAAAUACAAAUGGUGUCCUAUUAAUACUGGAGCUGUUGAAGAAACGAAACCGUGGUUGCUGGUUAGUUUUACCGGCGUGGUGGUAUAUUAGAGACAGAAUGAACGAAAGCACUCUUGAGAAACUGGUUGUUAACAUGUUAAAACUUGAAGGAGUUGAAUUCUUCUACCCUUAUGCGACCAUAGUACCCAAGAUUUGGUUGCAUCAUAGUUCGGAAAUUUGGAACAGCGUCCCGCCUAAUUUAAAACCAACCAUAGUCAAAUAUAUUUUAUCCGACACGACAAUUUUUGAACAAAUGUUUGGUUUGAGGAGUAGACGUUUCGUUGGCUUCCUGUUGACUAUUAUAUCCUGUGGUACUUUUGAGCAGAGGAGCGCAUUUUGGCAUAACUGCUGGGUUCAUUUGAUCGAAGGCACCCGAAGUCAAGAUUUGAGUCAAAUAAUGAAACUUUGCUUUAAAAACGAAGAAGAAAUUGCACAGUUCAAGGAUAACAUUUUAGCUGAAAGUGAAAAUGUGCGUCUCUUGUGUAGCGAUUUACUUAGUUUUGGGAUGUUGGACGAAUUGAACGAUUUGGUGGACUUUUGUUGGCGCGAAGUACGAAUAGCGAAGACUUUCAAGAAGCAGCUGCUGCGAUCAACUCUUGUCGAUAAAAAUAAUCGUAUUAUCGUUUGUUUAAUUGCCAACAACUUUGAAGAAUUCCGUGUAUUUAUCGACGAUGUAGUUGACAACGCCGAUGAAUGGUAUGAUUUCCAAAAUCUACUGACUGUUCGAUUGUCCAAAUGUAAAAACCUUGAUUUUUAAACGUUAAAUAAUUGUGAAAUUAUUCAACUGAAUUUAUCUCUACUCCGACUCGUAUAUAUGUAUAUUGACACUUGUUUUUACUACACUAGUUUUAAUUAAUUUGCAGUACUUACAAAAUAAGGUGAAUCUGUGUUGUAAAUUGUUGAUAUAUUUUUUUUUGAUUUUGGAAAAAAUUAAUAAAUAUUUGUGCAUA